AUGCCCAAGAGCGAGAGCGAGAUCGCCGACUUCCUGAGCAAGCUGGCUCCAAACCUGGAGGACACGGUGCGAAGCUUCCUGGUCUCAACACUGGCGGAGGUCAGCUCCGAGGAAGAGGUGAAGGAGUGCUGCGAGGUCUGGCUUGAAGAGGCCGACGCAGGAGUGCGAAGUCUUUGUGACUUCUUGGGGCUUUGUGACGCAUCCGCCGCGGCGACUGGUGCCCCCGUGGCCCUCAAGGAGCCUGCUGCCCCUGCAAGACUUGCCGGUCUGGGUGGCUACCCGCAGCUCUCGACUGACGAGGCAGCGAAUUCUCAAGAGGAGCAGCGCAAAGAGGCAGAUGAUGUGAUCGACCCUGCCCUGGAGAAAGGCAAGGCAUCCAAGGCCAAAGCGGUGAAGCCCAAGAAGAAAGUCAAAGAGAAAGAAGGCCCGGACAAGGAGAAGCGGCUCGACGAGCUCUUGGAGGUGCGCGCACGCGUGUCUCGCUUCCACAAGGAGGCAGUCGAAGAUGAGAUGACCUCUGCAGUUGCCGAAGUCGACAUCCACGACCUUUGCAUUGCGGUGGCGGGCCGUGACCUGCUAAAAGAUGCCCACCUGAAACUUUGCCCUGGUCAGCGCUACGGCUUUGUGGGCCGCAACGGCUCCGGCAAAUCCAGCCUGUUUCGGGCCAUGGCCUCCCGACGAAUCCCUGGCUAUCCCCCCAACUGCGUGACCCUUCUGGUCGAUCAAGAAGAUGUUGGGGAUGAUCGGACCGCCGUGGACACCGUCUUAGCCGCCCACCAGGAGUUGAGCGACCUGCUCGAGGAGGAGUCGGCUCUCCAAGCUGGUGAGCUGGGAAGCCCCGAGGCAGCUGUGAGAGCCUCGCGCGCAUAUGCAUACUUGAUGGCCAAGAGAGCCAGGUUUAAGGCUGCUAUGUACGAGAGCAAGCUGAGUGGAUUGCGUGGGAAGGCUGCUCGGGAAGCCCUUCUGAAAGCGGAGCACGAAGAGGUGAAAGCUGCUCAGUUGCUGGAGGCCGAGGUUUCGAGUUCCGAGGCCACUUCAGAGGCACAGGCCGGUGUUGUAGAGCUUCUGGCAGAUAUCCGGGAUCGGCUGCGGAUCUUGGGUGCCGAUUCCAUGCGAGGACAGGCGGAAGUGAUUUUGAAAGGCCUGGGCUUCACUGAGGAUCACCUGCGGAAGCCGACGCACUUGCUCAGCGGAGGCUGGCGAAUGAGGGUGGCCCUUGCCAAAGCCCUGCUCGCCAAGCCAAACGUACUGCUACUGGACGAGCCCACCAACCACUUGGACUGGCAAGCGAUCCUGUGGCUGGAGAAAUAUCUGGUCUCGGAGGAAAUGAACGAGAUUGCCUUGGUGGUCGUCUCUCACGACCGGGACUUUCUCGACAAGGUCAGCACGAUGAUUCUCCGCCUGUUUGAGAUGAAGCUUCAAGUGCACAACGGCAAUUUCUCAACCUACGAAGAAGCACAUGAGAAAGACCAACAACACCGCGCGGAGCUGGCUCAGAGGCAGCAUGAUAAGCAGGACAAGAUGGAGAAGCAGAUCAAGGAGAUGGAGCAGCGUGGAAGGAAGACAAACAAUGAUACUCUGCUCAAGGCGGCCGUAAGCAGGCGCACCAAGCUUGGUCUGGAUGACAAGCCCUGGUCCUUCAACCGCGUGGGGCUGGAGCGCGCUGGCGGUCACAAGUUCAAGUUCUCCUACGCGACACAUUUCGAGGCCAUGGCCGAGAUGGCAGUAGAGAAUAAGGAGCAGGCCGUCCGCCUGAAGCUCAAGUCCGCGGUCCCUUUGGGCUUUGAGGCUGCCUUGCUGCAGUGUCGGGAUGUGGUGGUCGGCUACGAGAAGUCGACACCUUUGGUGCAGAAGUUCGAUCUGGAUAUUCGGGCCAAAUCUCGAAUAGGAAUCCUAGGAGUCAACGGCAGCGGCAAGACCACUCUGCUGCGGACCUUGGUCCAAGAUCUGCCUGCCCUCGCAGGGGAGGUCUAUCAGCAGCCACGCGUGGUGGUCGGCUUCUUCAGUCAGCAUCAGGCAGACAGCUUGCCCAAUGAUGCCACGGCGCUGGAGGCAUUGUGUGAGCGACAUCCCAACCUCUCAGAUGGCGAGAUACGCUCGCACCUUGGAACCUUUGGCCUUGGUCGCUUGGCCGUGUCACCGAUCAGGUGCCUUUCCGGCGGCGAACGUAGCCGAGUUGCAUUGGCGGCCGCCACACUCAGACCACCCCAUGUGCUGGUUCUGGAUGAGCCAACGAACCACUUGGAUUUGCAGACCGUAGAGGCCCUCGGCAAUGCCCUUAAGGAGUUCGAGGGGAGUGUGGUCGUCACAUCUCAUGAUCGACGGCUUUUGCGUGAAGUCUGUAGCGAUUUCUUUGCAGUCCAGAAGAAGCAGCUUGUAAAGCUCAGCCUGGAUGCAUUUGUUCGCUCUGUACGAUGA
Messenger RNA from Symbiodinium natans, 2418 nucleotides. Lineage: Eukaryota; Dinophyceae; Suessiales; Symbiodiniaceae. The record is from the annotation of a GenBank genome assembly.